Messenger RNA from Zootoca vivipara (common lizard), 4592 nucleotides. Its product is annotated as homeobox protein Hox-B1-like. Gene Ontology annotation, biological process: regulation of transcription by RNA polymerase II. The record is from RefSeq and is a predicted model, not a curated record. Lineage: Eukaryota; Metazoa; Chordata; Lepidosauria; Squamata; Lacertidae. Gene Ontology annotation, cellular component: nucleus. Gene Ontology annotation, molecular function: DNA-binding transcription factor activity, RNA polymerase II-specific; RNA polymerase II cis-regulatory region sequence-specific DNA binding.
AUGACGGAUCGCCCCUUCCUAGAGCUGGUGUGUGGGGCAGGGGGCAGUGGCUACUUCACGGGGACACUCUCUGGAAGGCAGCGACUGCCGGAGAGGCAGCGCUGCUGCUACUCUGGGGACAGAGGCGAGGAGAUGGGGCGGGAUCUCCCAGGGGGACCUUCUCCUCCCCACUCCCCAGCCAGCCAGCCCCAUCACUCCUCUCGCAUGCCUCGCCCAUCCCAUGAUUACCUCUGGGCUGGGCCCAGUCCGCCCGCCGUAGGUAGAUCCGGAGUGACUUCUUCCCCUUCCAGCUGCAAUCCAAACUCCCUCGGUGCUCCCUACCCACCUAGCUAUGGGGACAGAGACUUCCCCGCCCCUUCUUCUUCCUCCUCUUCCUCGGUGUACCCAACUUGUUUCCCAGAAGGACAUCCCUUCGGGGCUCGGCUGAUGGACCUCCAAUACUCAGGUAGCCAAGAGGAUUUCCUCUUGGCUCAGUCCGUCAGCUCGGGAGAUUAUUGGAGAGCCCAAGGUGAGGGUCCGCCUCGGGAGGUUGGCGGAGAGAUGGAAACUUUUGAAUGGAUGAAAGUUCAGAGGAAUCCGCCCCGAAGAACAGUGAAGUUACAUGAUACGACAGCAGACAGGACAACUCCCCACUCAUCUCCCAGAACCAGCUUCACCACCAAGCAGCUGACAGAGCUGGAGAAGGAAUUCCACUUCAACAAAUACCUGAGCCGAGCCCGCCGGGUGGAAAUUGCCUCGGCCUUAUUUCUCAAUGAAUCCCAAGUGAAAAUCUGGUUCCAGAACCGCAGGAUGAAGCAGAAGAAAAGAGAGAGAGAAGGCCAACUGUGGGGAGCUGCUGCUGGCCAUGGUGGGCGGGGCUCUUCCUCUUCCGACAAAUCAGAUCUUGCCUCUCCAGCAUCCUCCCCUAGCAGGAGCAACGAGGACACCAUCACUCCACCUCUUUGACUGGGAAAGAAAAGAAAGAGGCAUUCGUUGAGCCUCUUGGCAUUCUUGUAUAAGUCCCCAAGUCCCCUUUCAAGGGACAUAAGGGAUCUUCGCAGACAGGAUAGGGAAGGACAUCCGUGUUCCCCUGUGUCACAAGUAUGAAAAACAGCACAUUGGGCUGUCAGGUGAAAUUCAGUAGGGAUGUGUGCGUAAUCAGUCUAUUUUUUACUGGUGAAAAUCCAAAAUAAUUUAUAUACUCUGAUGUUCAGAUGAAUGGAAGGGUUCUUUUGCAGAGAGUUGUGCCAACAUACAGUUACACAAGAAACCCAGGAAAUGCAUUAACAAGGCAUUUUCGGGCACAGAAAUUCUGGGCAUACACAAUCGCACACUUCCAUCUUUUUUAAAAAAAAUCACAUUCUCCUCUCAGGUCAUCGCCCUCCACAUUCCUGUUACCUAGCAGCGCAACCCUACCUAAUCAGAAUAAGUGGGUACCAUCUGAGUUUGAUGGGACUUACGGUACUUCCAGGUCAGUUAUAUGGGACUUACUUCUGAGUAGAUAGGCAUAGGGUUGCACCAGCACACAGAAAGAUCUUUUAAGGGACUGGAUUCUUCAUUACCAGCUCUGAUUUAGAUACCUAGAUGGCCCUUGUCGUCUUGUGUCUUCUGUACAGUUUAGUUUCAUAUCUAAUAGUCUAUGCAGUUUGAUGAUGCUUCUUACCAAAUUUCUGUUGCUUGCAGGACUCUAAAUGGAGGGUAGAAUACUCGUCCUUGGAGGCAAUUGGAGGCUUGGGCUUCAUUAACCUUUUCCCAUUAAUGUUUAGUAGCAUAUUUAUUGAUAAAUAUUCUAGCAGCACACCAUGGAGCGCUUAGGAUACCUCUUCAUAGGAACUUCUCCAGCCAGGGGGGCCAACUUGCAUAAGAUAUUCUAGCAGGGGGCAUGUAAGACUCACCCCACAUAAUUGUGGCGCAUGCACACCAUUUGAAUGGCAAUGCACACCAAAUAUUUUAUUGCCCCCCCCCGAAGGGACCUUGGUCCCCUGGGAGUUGGCUCCUGUGUCUACAUCAACUGAAUGACACAGGUGUUGACCCUGUUAGCCUUAUUGUAUGCAUUUUCACUGAGGCCAGUUUCACUUAAGGGACCAAUUGGUGGAGUUUUAGAACAGGGUCCAUAAGUCACUUCAUGGGAUUGACUCAGAAGCAAAACACUUUGGGGGGGACUUUCCUUGUUACAAUAUUGGCUUACUGAAGGUAACUCAGAUAGACCCAUCCCCAAGACCACUCUGACCCACCAGUAUGCCCCCCCUCUGUUACCUUUUUUACAUAUGUCCCCACAUUUGUGAAACACCAAGAUUCACCUCUAAGCAGGAGGGUAUUCAAUAGAUCAGGGGUGGGCAACUCCCAAGAGACAGAUCUACUCACAGAGUUAAAAACUGGCAGUGAUCUACCCCCUUUUUGGGGGUUCAGGUCAAAGUUGUUGAGCUUUUUUAGGGAAGAGGAAGGGCUGGUUUUUAGGGGUUCAGAUCAAAGUAGUUGAACUAUUUUUAUGGAGGAGGAAAGCCCCGUUUUUUGAGGGUACAGGGCAAAAAUGUUGAGCUUCUUUGGGGGGAGCCAGUGAUCUACCAGUGAUCUACCACAGACAUCCAGUGCUCUACCGGUAGAUCACGAUCUACCUGUUGGGCAUGCCUGCAAUAGAUAAACGGCAAAGUCCUUUGCAUGUGGUUCCUUUCACAAGGAAGUGUCAGCUGCUUGAUCUCAAAACUGUUUGCUCAUACCAAGGCAAGAAUUUCUCCCAAUUUGCCGAGUAUAAAACAACUUCCUCAUUAAACAGAGAGGAAGAGAAACAUUCACAGACUGGUUGCAAAAUACAACAGUGAUGGUAAUUGUGCUAUAAAUAGCGCUGGCAGAACAAGGAGCAGUCAUUGCCUUAGGAAUGAGGAGUGUGUAGCGGCAAAGAUUUUGAAAAGAUAGUUUUGCAAGUGAGCUGUGGCUUAAUUUGCCUUAAUAUGGAAUAUCAUUCAGGCUGCAAUCCUUAGCAUGGCAUGUAUGAGUGGAAGUGAGUUUCAUGCAAAGGUCUUGCUCUGCCAGGAUCUUCCUCACAGUAUGCACCCCAUGGCGGAGAGGACAUCUGUCCUCCUUUGCUAUCAAGCAGCCAACAAACUUGCAGAGGAGUAGGAUAAGAUUGUGUUGAAGUCCACGUUUAUGGAAUUCUUUGUUUCAGCCAUAAAUGGUUAACAGUCUCCAACAGCAUAACAACGAUCAAAUUACAAACAUGCUCUCAGAGGCCAUUCCUGCACUGGGGAGCAAUGGCCAUUUCAUUAGCUUAAAGUAAGGAUUGGAUUCGGAAGAAGGGAAAGAAGCAAGAUGUUCUUCAGCGUCUGCUGGGAAGGAAAAGGGAUAUGUAUACAGUGGUGCCUCGCAAGACGAAUUUAAUUCGUUCUGUGAGUCAGUUCGUUUAGCGAAAAAUUCGUCUUGCGAAUCCCAUAGGAAUGCAUUUAUUUAUUUGCCCAUAGGAAUGCAUUAAUUGAAUUUCACUGCAUCCCUAUGGGAAACCGCGAUUCGCUAGAUGAAUUUUUCACAAAACCCAUUCGUCUAGCAAAAAAUUCGUCUAGCAGGGCAUUCAUCUAGCGAGGUACCACUGUAUUUUGAACAGGGCACACAAUCCAUGCUGCUUUUCAGAGCAAUCAUCUUCAAUAUUUUCCAAACCUGGAACCCAGCUUUAAGCCAAACAUGCACUUGGGGGGUCUAUUGCUUAUGGCUUUUUUUGCCAUCUAUUUCUAUGUUGGCACUGCUGCUCUUGCAACUCAUCUUAGAUCAGUCCACAUGCCACAAUAAUGGGUGUCGACCCACCAGUUGACCAAUGCUCUAGAGUAAGGGUAGCCAAUAUGGACUAUAACUCCCCUCAGCCCUGGUCAUUGGCCAUGCUGGCUGAUGCUGAUGGGAGCCUUCCUAUGCGCAGAACAAAAUUUGGGCCUUAUCCCUGCAAUCUUAGAGCAGAAAAACACAGGUUGUCCACCGAGAAGGGCUGGGUGUGUGUGGAGCUCUGCAUUUUCAUAAGCUUAUAGAAGUUAAUAAAGCUAUUACAAAAUAUCUACCUCUAAAUUUGCCUGGACUAUCAGAAGGAUGACACGGGUUUAUUAAGUAUUUAUUAUUUGUGAGCACUGUUGGCAUUGGCGUUUGAUUGAGGGGGGGAUACCAGAUGGAGAAAUUAAAAUCUUGCUUUGAUCAGUACUCUGCAUGCUUGGCUUAUUACACUUUUUCUCCACAUUUCCUCUGAGGAGUUCAGAGCUGCUUAUGAACAGUUCCUAGAUGGUUUUUAUAGGGUAUGUAAGACAGGUGCUUAGCCUUAGCAGGAGAACUGCAUCAUGUGACUUCAGACUGCAUCAUGUGACUUCAGACCAUUAAAAUACAGAUAGGAAUGGAGGCUGUGCACAUACUAGCACAUGCUAUAUAUUUAAAGCACAUUUGAAGCACAAUCUUUCUCUCAAAGAAUUAUGGGCACCAGGGCCAGCCCACCCAUGAGGUGGGCUGAGGCAACUGCUUUGGGUGGCAGAACCCCAAAAGGUGGAACCCCAGAGGGAAAAUCUGGAAAUAUGGCAACCCAUAUCGGAAGUCUAGUUUUUGACAAACUUGGGCUCAACUUCAAGUCACCCAGCUCUACCUCUCUUUCA